GGCGGAUGCACCGUAGCGCACCCGACAGGCGGGAGCCAGCGGAUUGGUCGUUCACCCCCCUUCGCGUGCAAUUACGCUGCUGGCUCGAGAGUUUCGCGAGAGAGCUCAGGUCACUCGCGUUUCUGGGAGCCAGGAUCUCGCCUUUGUUUUUCCAGUGGCCAGCAGACAGGUCACAUGGAGCAUGGUCGAGGAAUAUGGUGACCCCAAGAGCGCACAACUUGCAAGGGGAGGCGGGCCGUUCCUCCUGAAGGAUUCGCCUGAUCUGGUCGAGCAGAUUUUCAAACGAAUGGGUUACCUCGACGAUUACCGGAACCAAUUGAAGGACGAAGCCGUGGAAACCUUCCUUCGUGGUGAAAGAAAUCACCGAGAGCUGCAGAGGCUUGGGGUCGUCAUUGGCGAGGCUGAUUCGGUGCUGGACAAGCUGAGCAAGAUCAGGCUGGCCUGUCUGUCAAGCUCGUGUGGCGGGAGGUGGCAGUUACCUCCUAGCGACAGGAACGUGAGAGAGCAUUUGGUAGCUCGGGGCCUUCUGAAUCGGGAAAGCUCACUGGACGAGACUUCCCAGGCCAUGGAAGCGAGCGUGAAGUCUUCAGGUUCUGUACCGAUGAAGUCCUACCACGGACUUGUUGCUCAGUAUCAGGAUGUGUUUUUUGGCCGGCGACAGGACCCCUCCAGGCGACGCUGAUCCGUGGCACCUCCAGGUGCAGACCGCCCGCAAUACAAAUCACCGCAGCGUCCCCGCACGCCUCCGCCUCCCUCCAUGGACGGAAGGCCCCGCUCCAGUCGCCCUCGCCCAUCGCGCUCGAUGCCAGGGCAGGCAGGCAG
This is a messenger RNA of Prorocentrum cordatum, 822 nucleotides long. The record is from the annotation of a GenBank genome assembly. Lineage: Eukaryota; Dinophyceae; Prorocentrales; Prorocentraceae.